AUGGACUACAAGGAUGCGCCCGGCUCCUCUGGAGGUGUCGUGCGCAACUCCGGGAGCGAAAACACCGCCGACGAGCUGUUGACGUCGCUCGGCUACAAGCCUGAGCUCAGCCGCAACCGUUCGACAUGGCAGGUCGCCUUCAUGUCGUUCGUCCUCGCGUCGAUCCCUUACGGUCUUGCCACCACCUUGUUCUACCCGCUCAACGGCGGUGGCCCAGUCAAUGUCGUCUGGGGCUGGGUCAUGGUCUCACUCAUCACCAUUUGCGUCGCCGCCUCUCUGGGCGAGAUCACCAGUGUCUACCCGACUGCUGGCGGUGUCUACUACCAGUCCUUCAUGCUGGCCCCGGCGAGCUACCGCCGCCUGGCUGCCUGGGUCUGCGGCUGGCUUUACGUGUCUGGCAACAUCACCAUCACUCUCGCCGUCAACUUUGGCACUGCGCUCUUUUUUGUUGGUUGUGUCAAUGUGUUUGAGACUGCCGACGGUGGGCCCGUCCUCGCCGGCGAAGCGUACCAGGUCUUCCUCAUCUUCGUUGGCCUCACAAUCAUUUGCAACCUGGUUUCGUCGCUUGGCAACAAGUGGCUGCCUCUGCUCGACACUUUUGCCAUCUUCUGGACCUUCGCAGGUGUCAUUGCCAUCACGGCUGUCAUCCUCGCCAUUGCCAAGAACGGACGCCGGGACGCUGCGUGGGUCUUCACUCAUUUUGAGGCCAGCUCAGGUUGGGCCCCUGGCUGGUCUUUCAUGGUCGGCCUGCUGCAAGCCGCCUAUGCCACCUCGUCAACUGGCAUGAUUAUCUCCAUGUGUGAAGAGGUUCGCGCCCCAGCCACCCAGGUGCCCAAGGCCAUGGUUUUGGCCGUCGUUCUCAACACGUUCGCUGGCUUGUUGUUCCUGAUCCCGCUCCUGUUUGUCCUUCCCGAGAUUUCGGACCUGAUUCUGCUGGCCCAGCCUGUGCCUGCCAUUAUCAAGAGUGCAGUGGGCAAUGACGGAGGUGCUUUCGCGCUGCUCAUCCCUCUGAUGGUCUUGGCCAUUCUCUGUGGCAUCGGCUGCACCACUGCUUGUGCUCGUGCUGUUUGGGCCUUCGCGCGUGAUGGUGCCAUUCCAGGCUCCAAGUGGUGGGCAAAGGUGCACACAGGCCUCGACGUGCCUCUCAAUGCUAUGAUGCUGAGCAUGGUGGUUGAAAUCAUCCUUGGUGUCAUCUACUUUGGAUCAUCUGCCGCCUUCAAUGCCUUCUCUGGUGUCGGAGUCAUCUGCUUGACGGCUGCCUAUGCCACGCCUAUCGUCAUCAGCAUGGCAGAGCGUCGCAAGACCAUCCAGACUGCGUCUUUCAACAUGGGCAAUGCGCUUGGAUACUUCUGCAACACAGUUGCUGUCGGCUGGACUCUGCUCGCCAUUCCUCUGUUCUGCAUGCCCAGCACCAUCCCUGUGGAUCCGGCGUUCAUGAACUACGCAUCGGUCGUCUUCUUCGUGUUCAGUGCUGUGUCCAUCUUCUGGUACCUUGCUUGGGGCCGUAAGCACUACGCUGGUCCUCCCACGUAG
Microdochium trichocladiopsis is the source of this 1533-nucleotide messenger RNA. Its product is annotated as amino acid/polyamine transporter I. Bases 1 to 1533 code for a protein of 510 amino acids. Lineage: Eukaryota; Fungi; Ascomycota; Sordariomycetes; Xylariales; Microdochiaceae. Gene Ontology annotation, molecular function: transmembrane transporter activity. Gene Ontology annotation, cellular component: membrane. Gene Ontology annotation, biological process: amino acid transport; transmembrane transport. The record is from RefSeq and is a predicted model, not a curated record. The transcript has 4 exons.